AGCACGUAAAUACGGAAAUAGGACUUAAAUGCGUUCAUACUAAAACCUGUGUUUAAACAUUGUACUGUAGUGUUUUUACAGUUGUAACUGGUUACUUUCACCUGUUUCUCAUAAAGUCUGAGAACGUCACAGACAACAAAGACCUUUAUCCAUCCUAAAAGAUGAUUGUGAGGAGGAGGCAGACACUCAUCCUCCCCUUCCUCAUGUCUGUCAUGUUCAUCCAUCCUGCUCCAGCCCUGAACUCAAUAUCUGCUACCAGGGCUGCGUUUAAUACAACUGUGAAGAGAGCUGCAGAUGUAGCAGAAGAGGUAGCAGCCUACGCUGAUGUGGCCAAACAGAUCAUUGAGCUGGCUGUGUCCGGUGCGGCCCACAACCGUUCUUACAGACGACUAGCUGACUUCACCGACACCAUAGGGAACCGUGUCAGCGGCUCAUCCAACCUGGACAGGGCUAUUAAAUACAUGUAUAAUGCCAUGUAUCAGGAUGGAUUGGAUGUACAUUUGGAGCCAGUCAAAAUCCCACACUGGGUAAGAGGAAAGGAGAGUGCAGAAAUGAUUGCUCCCAGGGCGAAGAGCCUGUCUAUACUGGGACUGGGCAGCAGUGUAGGAACACCUCCCGAGGGUAUAAAAGCAGAGGUGUUGGUGGUUCAGUCUUUUGAGGAGCUGAAGCACAGAGCCAGUGAGGCUGCAGGGAGGAUUGUAGUUUUUAACCAGCCAUUUGUAAGCUACGGAGAAACUGUGUCUUACCGUGCUUUUGGUGCCUCAAAGGCAGCAGAGGUGGGAGCUGUGGCUACACUAAUUCGCUCUAUAACUCCAUUCUCCAUAAACAGUCCCCACACGGGCCAGCAGGAUUACCAAGAAGGAGUGAAGCGCAUCCCUACAGCCUGUAUCACUGUAGAGGAUGCUGAGCUGAUGUGGCGUUUGGCCCAGAGGGGACAGAAGAUUGUAGUUCGACUCACAAUGGAAGCCAAGACCCUGCCGGAUGCUGACUCUUUCAACACGGUGUCUGAGAUCAGAGGCUGGCAGUACCCUGAGCAGGUCGUUUUACUCAGUGGUCAUUUGGACAGCUGGGAUGUGGGCCAGGGUGCUAUGGAUGAUGGAGGUGGAGCCAUCAUUUCCUGGGAGGCCCUGUCACUCAUCAAAGACCUAGGUUUGCGUCCAAGGAGAACUUUGCGAGCUGUGCUGUGGACAGCAGAGGAGCAGGGUGGAGUCGGAGCACAGCAGUACUUUAAUCUGCACAAGGUGAACAUAUCCAACUUUGACCUUGUUAUGGAGUCUGAUUUGGGUACAUUCACCCCAGUGGCUCUGCAGUUUACUGGCAGUGAUGCAGCACGAAAGGUGAUGGAAGGAGUUGUCAAACUUUUAGCUCCCAUUAACAUGACCAAACUGGAGCCCAAUGGAGAGGGGACAGACAUCGGUCCAUGGUUGGAAGCAGGAGUCCCAGGCGCAAGCCUCCAUGUGGCAGACAGUCGUUACUUUUGGUUCCACCACACUGAAGGAGACACCAUGGCAGUUCAAGACCCUCGAGACAUGGACCUGUGCUCGGCCCUGUGGGCUGUGGUUGCCUACGUCGUAGCAGACCUGCAGGACAUGCUGCCAAGAUAACAAGCAAUGCCGAUUGCUGCACUGGCUGAUUCUAAACACCUAAUUAAAUACAAGCUUUCUAAAUUGGACUUCAAUUUCUGAUUAAAAUGGUGAUUUGAAUUUUCCUUUUGAGUAAUAAGAGAAGACAAAAGCAGUCACUUUACAACUUUUCUAACAUUUCGUUUUUUUUUUUUUUUAUCUGAAGCGUGCUAAUAUUAAGAGAGAGAGGGUGUUGUUAGGUUUCUGAAACCUAUGUGCUUGUUGAUAUAAGAAAAAAGCCAGAAAUAAAGACAAACAACUUGUCUCAUUUAAAGUUGUUCCUAUUGGAGAUUCAAAGCACGCCUGUACAAGGACCUUUUCUGUUUGGCAAACAACUUGUAGAAAAAGAGGAUUUUUUAAUGUACAUAGAGAUUUCCGCUGAAAAAAUUUUAAAUGCGUCGAUAUAUUACAAAAUAACUGGAUAAACUGAUAGAGGGAAGCUGUGGUUUAGACUAGCUCUCCCUUUAUUGGAGCCUUGAUUGGUCCCAGUCACUCACUUCAUCGUCUUUCGUUCCCCAAACACUGGCCUUCGCUUUGUACUCAUGUAACCACUCUUUAAUGCUCGUCUCCUCUUCAAGGCUCGAGAGAAGGCAACUAUAACUUCAAGUGAUUAAGAAUUUGCAUGUGUAAGCAUUUGAGCAGGGUCACAAAUUCCAACUGAUGUUUCGACCUUUCCAUCUACAUUUUAGUUCUUUAUACCAGAUGCAAAGGCCAAAUAUAUUCCCAACACUAUGAAAAGGUUUAUAAAAGAGUCAGUUCAAAGUGAUGAAUUCUUAAAUGAUAAAGCUACGAGGUGAUUUUAGACAUAAGACAUACUUGGCAUAGUUUUAAGGGGAAACUAAAUCUUCCUUUCUGGGCUACUAUUUUAGACAAGGCUAGAAAAGGACAACUGUGCACUUUCUCUAGUUCUUAAUGGUAACUGUGCUUUAGAGGGGAUGAUAAUAGACCUAUGAAAGAUACUAAAGAUAAAACUAUUUGAAAGAUUCCUCCUGCAUGAACAAUAUUGGCCUGUGGUAAACCAACGUAAGUGAACAAUGAUGGUGAUAAAAGGAGGUGUGUUGAGAAGCAAUCAUUUUGUUGAUGUACUUUUGGUUUAUGUCCAUUGUUUCCAAACUUUUUAGAGCUAAUGCACAUUUUGUUAAGAGUAAAAAAAAAGAAAAAUGCAUGUUUUUUUACCUCCACCUUGCAUUAUUUAAGAAACUAUUGUCUUAUUGACUAUUGUCUUGUCUUUGAAUGAUCAUGUGAAAUUAGAUGCAUUUUCCAGACACAAUGGUUGAAAAUAACUUGAUUAAAAUACAAUUUCCAU
Molecule: messenger RNA, 2928 nt
Organism: Cololabis saira (Pacific saury)
Lineage: Eukaryota; Metazoa; Chordata; Actinopteri; Beloniformes; Belonidae
Product: carboxypeptidase Q-like
Exons: 11
Coding region: 162-1604 (480 amino acids)
Biological process (GO): peptide catabolic process; proteolysis
Molecular function (GO): metallodipeptidase activity
Source: RefSeq, a predicted model, not a curated record